CACACCCUGCGGUCAUACCAAAGUGGACAUUCUUUUGCUUUUUGGGGGAUUUUACGGAAACCGAGUGGCCUGCCCUAUCAGUUGGUUAUUUAAUUGCCGUCGAUUGCGUUUUAUUGAAACCUCAAGUCGUUGAAAAAUGGGUUACCUUUUGUUUGGCGUAGGCUUGGCUCUGGUGGCAGCUUUAGCCGUCUACUUGAACUUGCCCGGUGCGCCGCAGAGCGCGGCUCGUCCCAGGCGCCGGGACGAGGACGAGUAUGAGUAUGAAGGAAGUUGCGGAACAUCUAAAUUGCGCCGGAACUUAAGGGACCAGGAAACGCGGCGCAGUCUGCCUGGAGACAAGUGCGCCGUCUGCUUGGAUGAAAUGAGACAUGGCAACAUGAAUUACAUGAAGUGCGGCCAUGCCAUGGACAGGGCCUGCUUUGAGGAGUAUCGCUACCUUCGCAGGAACUGUCCAGUUUGCCACAAGCCCAUUAACCUCAGUCUGCCUGGCGACGACUGUGCCAUUUGCCUGGAAGCGCUUUCCAAGUCCAACAUGGUUCACCUGCGCUGCCAGCAUGCUCUGCACUGUGAGUGCCACCAGCAGUAUAUCGAGAGUGGAGCCAAGCGCUGCCCACUUUGCCGCGAGGCACUGUAGGAGCACAACAUAUCUUUCAGCGAUCUGUUACCACAGUAAUGGGUCUCUCUACUUAAGUGCGCUCCCCGGGAAGAUAGUGGGGAACACACAUCAAGUGCUUAGCCCUUGUUGCACAAAGAAUUUGUACUCAUAAGCAUGCGAAACGAUAAGCAAUCGAAAGAAGUCUGUUCUAGCGUCUAGUUGUCAAGCGUUUUGUUAAAUAAACCACACAAAUUGCCUUUCACAAAUGCCUCUAGAGAUCGAUUUGUACUGAUUUGUGAUCUUGAAACGAAUAAAACUAUUAAGAAGAAACCCA
Messenger RNA from Drosophila biarmipes, 929 nucleotides. RefSeq lists its product as uncharacterized. Gene Ontology annotation, molecular function: ubiquitin protein ligase activity. The transcript has 2 exons. The record is from RefSeq and is a predicted model, not a curated record. NCBI's taxonomy places the organism in Eukaryota, Metazoa, Arthropoda, Insecta, Diptera, Drosophilidae. Gene Ontology annotation, biological process: protein ubiquitination. Bases 137 to 634 code for a protein of 165 amino acids.